Ornithorhynchus anatinus (platypus) is the source of this 965-nucleotide messenger RNA. RefSeq names its product trafficking protein particle complex subunit 1 (gene TRAPPC1). Gene Ontology annotation, cellular component: TRAPP complex. The record is from RefSeq and is a predicted model, not a curated record. The transcript has 5 exons. Bases 101 to 538 code for a protein of 145 amino acids. NCBI's taxonomy places the organism in Eukaryota, Metazoa, Chordata, Mammalia, Monotremata, Ornithorhynchidae. Gene Ontology annotation, biological process: endoplasmic reticulum to Golgi vesicle-mediated transport.
AGGCGGGGUUUGGAGGCCUCCGCUGGGCGUGGCGGGAAGCGGAAGUGGCCAGCGAGCGGCAGCCCCCCGUGUAGCUCCUGAGGAGGGGGUGAGCGGCAGGAUGACGGUCCACAACCUGUACCUGUUUGACCGGAAUGGCGUGUGUCUGCAUUACAGCGAGUGGCAUCGCAAGAAACAUGCGGGCAUCCCCAAGGAAGAGGAAUACAAGCUGAUGUACGGGAUGCUCUUCUCCAUCCGCUCCUUCGUCAGCAAGAUGUCCCCCCUGGACAUGAAGGAGGGGUUCUUGGCCUUCCAAACCAGCCGCUACAAGUUGCACUAUUACGAGACGCCCACCGGCCUCAAGGUGGUCAUGAACACAGACCUGGGCGUGGGGUCCAUCCGAGACGUCCUGCACCACAUUUACAGUGGGAUCUACGUGGAGUUUGUAGUAAAGAAUCCGCUCUGCCCCCUGGGCGAAGCUGUGCAAAGUGAGUUGUUCCGUACCCGGCUGGAUGCGUACGUCCGUGGACUCCCUUUCUUCUCAGCCCGAGCCGCCUAAUCACCCCCCGACCCCGCCGCUCCAAAGGACUUCCAGUGGCCUGCCCUCUCUGCCACCGCCCCCGGGCACCUGUGAUCUCCCUGCCCCCCGGUCUCACCACACCGUGGUAUGGUCUGGCCCUUCUCUGCCAGUGCUGCCUGGCACCGCCCUUGGGCCCAGUGACCUCCCCGUCCCCCCGCCGGCCUGUCUGCCCUUCUCUGGAGUCAGCUUCCCCCUGGCUUGUCCUCAUCUUCCACCGGACUGAAACCCCUGUCCUGGCUCUAACGAUAUCAGACUGCAGCCCCCAUCCUCCCCCGCGAUUCUGCGGACCACGGUCCCCUUUCCCGGCUGGAGCGGGAAAGAGGGGAAAGGUGUGGGAUAGGCAGGGGGAGCAGAGAUGACCUGUACUUAAAGAAGCAGAGAAUAAACUGCUACUCACCCCACCGUG